AUGUCUGUUAUUCCUCUUACUGGCACACCUGUAGGGCUCGAGAUCCCUGCCAAGGACGUGGAUCGCGGAGCUGCAUUUUACAAGACGGUCUUCAACUGGACUUUUGCUACCUCAACUCUGGGUUUUCCCGCGCACAAGCUUCAAACCUUCGAAGUCCCAGGCGGCAUUUUCCCCCUCGGAGGUGCCAUGCGCCUGGAGGAAGAAAUCCCAGCCGGCACGGGCGCUACCAAAUUAUACCUCUACGUGGAUGACAUUGGUGCUGCCAUGGAGGCUAUUGAAAAGAAUGGCGGCAAGAAGGCGAGCGAGAUUAUUCCCGAAGGCAACAAGGGGCUGUUCCAGUAUUUCGAGGAUAGUGAGAGCAACAACUUUGCGAUCUACACUUACAAGUGA
Messenger RNA from Penicillium cinerascens, 390 nucleotides. Its product is annotated as VOC family protein. The transcript has 3 exons. The record is from RefSeq and is a predicted model, not a curated record. Bases 1 to 390 code for a protein of 129 amino acids. NCBI's taxonomy places the organism in Eukaryota, Fungi, Ascomycota, Eurotiomycetes, Eurotiales, Aspergillaceae.